This is a messenger RNA of Coccomyxa subellipsoidea C-169, 2085 nucleotides long. RefSeq names its product beta and beta-prime subunits of DNA dependent RNA-polymerase. The transcript has 17 exons. Gene Ontology annotation, biological process: DNA-templated transcription. The annotation marks the transcript as partial. The record is from RefSeq and is a predicted model, not a curated record. Gene Ontology annotation, molecular function: DNA binding; ribonucleoside binding; DNA-directed RNA polymerase activity. Lineage: Eukaryota; Viridiplantae; Chlorophyta; Trebouxiophyceae; Coccomyxaceae. Gene Ontology annotation, cellular component: RNA polymerase I complex; nucleus.
GUCUGGUCUCAGGUGGAGUACCUUCUGAACACUGGGAACCUGGUCAGCAACAGCACGCUGGACCUCUCGCAGGCCACCGGCUUCACCGUCGUGGCAGAGAAACUCAACUUCUUCAGGUACCUUUCCCACUUCAGGGCGAUUCACAGGGGAGCCUAUUUCGCGCAGCUCCGAACGACGACGGUGAGGAAGCUUCUGCCGGAGUCCUGGGGCUUCCUGUGUCCCGUGCACACGCCAGAUGGCGCCCCCUGCGGCCUGCUUAGUCACCUGACCGCCACCUGUCGCGUCGUUGCCGCGCCCCCCGAAAACCCCGAAGACGUCCAGCAGGCGAUUAUUACGGUGGCGGCGAGUUUGGGAAUGGUCCCGGCAGCUCCGGCGCUGGCGCCUCCGGCGCUGCCGCAGUACAUGGGAGUGCACCUGGACGGCCGAGCCAUCGGCUUUGGCGCGGAGACGCUGGUGCCGGCGGACCUGGAGGUGGCGCUGGUCCCCUACGAGGCGGGGGGCCCCUACCCGGGCCUCUAUCUAUUUAGCGGCCCCGCGCGCAUGAUCCGGCCGGUGUUGCAGCUGCCCGGCGGCUGCCCCGAGCUCAUCGGCACCCUCGAGCAGAUCAAUAUGCACAUCAGCUCUAAAUUCAUGCACACCCCUAAAUUCUCUUUCCAGCUUGUGAUGGAUCAUUUACACGCUCAGAGAAGCUUCACCUGCACAUCAGGUGACUUCUCUUCUUCCGCACAAAGCGUUCGGCACCGCACGGACGCGAAGCUGUACCGGCUGCAGACGCCUCAGACGCCCAUUGCGCGGACGCAGCGAUACGACGAGUACCAUAUGGACGAAUUUCCUUCUGGCACGAACAUGAUCGUCGCUGUGCUCGCUUACACAGGCUACGACAUGGAGGAUGCCAUGAUCCUGAACAAGUCUGCGGUGGAUCGCGGCCUCGCGCACGGGACGCUGUUCAAGACAGAGGGCCUCGACCUGAGAGAUGACAAGGGCAAGGCCAUGGUGAGGUUAUCUCCCCUGGCGCAGGUGCGGUCCCAGGGGGUGCAAAAGAACGAGGAGCGGAUCGACGUUGAUGGCCUGCCGCACGUUGGCACAGUGGUGUAUCCGGGGCAGGCCUACUACUCCAAAGUGGAUCGCGCAACCGGCAAGGCCAAGACCGGGAACAUGAAGGGCGAAGAAGUGGCGGUGGUCGAUCAGGUCACCAUUGUGGGCACGGCAGAUCCUAAUCUCCAGCGCGCAAAUAUUCUGAUGCGUAUCAACAGAAAUCCGGUGGUGGGAGAUAAGUUUUCAUCGCGGCACGGGCAGAAGGGAGUUCUGUCGCAGCUCUGGCCCGACAUCAACAUGCCCUUCGUGGCCGGUACCGGCAUGCGGCCCGAUCUGAUAAUCAAUCCGCACGCGUUCCCUUCGCGGAUGACCAUCGGAAUGCUCAUGGAGUCCCUGGUCUCCAAGGCCGGCGCGCUGCAGGGGAAAUUCGUCAACGGAUCUCCCUUCCAGGAUUCGGACGGCGUGGGGAGCACUCAGGAGCUGGUCAAGACUGCCAGCGAUGCUCUGGAGGGGGCCGGCUUCAGCCGCCUCGGGGGGGAGACGCUGAUCAGCGGAGUGACUGGAGAGGAGUUUGCAGCCGACAUCUACAUUGGACCGGUCUACUAUCAGCGACUGCGGCACAUGGUCUCCGACAAGUUCCAGGUGCGGUCAACCGGGCCUGUGAACGCGCUGACGCAUCAGCCGAUAAAGGGGCGGAAAUUUGGCGGAGGCAUCCGAUUCGGGGAGAUGGAGCGAGACGCGCUGCUCGCCCACGGCGCGGCGUACCUCCUGCACGACCGCCUGCACACCUCCAGUGACUACGCGGUCAUGGAUGCCUGCGCCUCCUGUGGAUCAAUCCUGACUCCGCUGCUACGCCCAGCACAGACCACUAAUGUCGGCGCACACCUGCUGGCAUCACAAGGUGUGCCAAAGAAAAUUGGGCAGGUUGUCUGCAGAGCGUGUGAGACCGGGAGGGCAAUGACUCGAGUGGCGCUGCCUUAUGUGCUCAAGUACCUGGUCACAGAACUGGCGGCCAUGAACAUCAAGUGCACUUUUUCCAUCACGCAGUGA